CACAGGUGCACAACAAUCGUGUUUCCCCACGCUGGCGGUUCUAUAUAUUCACAUACCGCCCCCACUGCCACAAUCGGUUUUUCAAUAUCUUUCUGGGAAAAACAAUCUCUCUGCUCUCUUGCUAAUUAAUCUCCUCCUCAUCAAUGGGUGCCAAGAAGAACCAGAAGGCCGGCGGCGGCGAACAGAAGAAGACCGACGGCGGAAAGAAGGACGGCGAUACGAAGAUUUCUGUUAUUCUCAAGGCCGAUCUACAUUGCGAGGGUUGCGCUUCCAAACUGGUCAAAGUUAUCCGCGCCUAUGACGGUGUGGAGGAUGUGAAAGUCGACAGUGCGACGGGCAAGGUGACGGUGACGGGGAAGGUGGAUCCGACGGCGCUCCGGGAGAAGGUUGAGGCGAAGACGCACAAACCAGUGGUACUGGUAUCGCCGCAGCCGCCCAGCAAAGGCGGCGACAAGGUCAAAGACGGCGGCGAUGGAGGUGAGAAGGCAAAAAAGAAGGACAACAAGGACGGGGAUUCAAAGGAGAAUAAGGGAGAAGAUAGCAACAAAAAAGCAAAGGAAAAAGAGAAAGCGGCGCCGGUGGUGAAGACGACUGUGCUUAAGAUCAAUCUCCAUUGCGAAGGAUGCAUUCAAAAAAUUCAGAAGAUCGUCAACAAAACCAAAGGAUGUCACGAGAUGAAGCUGGAUAAACAGAAAGAAUUGGUGACGGUGACGGGAUCGAUGGACGUGAAAGCGUUAUGUGAGAAUCUGAAGAAGCACCUAAAGAGGGAGGUUGAGGUCGUGCCGCCGAAGAAGGAAGGCGGAGAGAAGAAAGAGAAAGGAGGCGGAGACGGCGCCGGCGGGAACGAGAAGGCGGAAAAGGAGAAGGGGAAGGGUGGUAAGAAAGAAGGCGGUGGUGGCGGUGGCGGAGAGAAGAGCGUGGAAGAGGUGAACAGGAUGCAGGUUCAAGUCGGGUACCCGUACAUGUACGGGUCGGGUUAUGUACAGGACCCGAUGUACUACCACUACCCUCCUGCCCCUCAAAUGUUUAGCGAUGAGAACCCGAAUGCGUGUAGUGUUAUGUAAGGUGACACUUGCCAACGGAAUGUUUUGGAAUGCGUUAACGAAAGCUUGUAAAUAAAUGGGUUAUUAGGCUUUUUUGUUGGGUUCUUGGAUUUUGUUCAGCCUACUCCAUUUAUUUUUCCAACUCAAUCCAGAAAAAUGCACCGUCUCACCAAUUCUCUCUUAUCUGGAAACUUGAAAUCGGCAAUACAUAUUUACAAUGCAAAAUGAGUAGUCACAAUUGUUUGUUUAGUUUUUAUUAUUAAUUAAUACGUAGUACGAAGUAAAGUUUUUGACGUUC
Cuscuta epithymum is the source of this 1341-nucleotide messenger RNA. Lineage: Eukaryota; Viridiplantae; Streptophyta; Magnoliopsida; Solanales; Convolvulaceae. The record is from the annotation of a GenBank genome assembly.